GUUGAGUCCUGACAGACAUUCAAAUGUGCUUCAAAAUGAUUGGGACAAUACGCUAGUUUUAUUUGAGCCAGCUUACCAGUUUGCAGACUGGUGCUAUUAUAAUGCCCCUCGUUUAACAAUUGUUUUGGUUUGCAAAAUAAAGAUAGUGCACUAUUAAAAUACUGGAAAAUACAAUCAGGUGUCCAGCUGGUAGGAACCCCAAAAAAAUCUGUCUAGGACAACAAACUAGUACUCGUUACUGAAUAGCCAAUCUCCAGAGCAAAUGCUCUUAUGCCAAAGCUUCCUGCCCUAUUCAUUUGAUUAAGAAUUGACGACGAUGUAUCUCUUAUCAACAAUAUUCACAUAUUUUUGUGCUUCACACCAUGCUAAAGAAAAAAAGCACUUUUGUCAAUAGAACCCACAGGGCUGGUUUAAAAUGUAUCUUAACGCACAGAAUGCACGAGCUUCAAACUUCAUUCAUGAUUUUCACUCACAAUUUUCGAAAAUGGAAAAUUUCAGAUUCAAACUAAAAGAAUCAUUUUUUGUUUACUUUUAUCCGUUUGGGGGUUUAAUGGUAAAACUCACAAUAUACAACUAAUAGAGAAGUAUUAUUCAAAAAAAAGCUUAAAAAAGGUCUGAUUAAUGUUACAAUUUAGAUUUCAAUAAGUUUUCUUUUCUUUUUACAACAAUCUAGAUACUUAUAAAACCUAUAUUUAUAAUAAUUUCUUAUUUUUUUAGGCUAAGAACAAAGGUACUUAUAACUUGUACAUCCAUGUUUUUAUUACACUUUGAAUCCAUUUCGUUUAUCAAUUAGCAAGCCCAUAUCAAUUAAUACUUAUCAAUAAUUAGAAAUACAUUUUUAUUAAUUUUUUUAGAUUAAUGUUAUAAUAAUAAAGCAACGGUACUAUUAAAUAAAUUUUUCAAUUCUAAAAG
Molecule: messenger RNA, 912 nt
Organism: Ascoidea rubescens DSM 1968
Lineage: Eukaryota; Fungi; Ascomycota; Saccharomycetes; Ascoideales; Ascoideaceae
Exons: 1
Coding region: 416-577 (53 amino acids)
Source: RefSeq, a predicted model, not a curated record